This is a messenger RNA of Monodelphis domestica (gray short-tailed opossum), 3027 nucleotides long. It is a transcript of the gene FBLN1, whose product is annotated as fibulin 1. Gene Ontology annotation, cellular component: extracellular region. The record is from RefSeq and is a predicted model, not a curated record. Gene Ontology annotation, biological process: extracellular matrix organization. NCBI's taxonomy places the organism in Eukaryota, Metazoa, Chordata, Mammalia, Didelphimorphia, Didelphidae. Gene Ontology annotation, molecular function: peptidase activator activity; calcium ion binding.
UGCCCUCCCCUUCCUCAGCUGCAGCUCCCCGGAGCCCAGGCUGGGCUCUGGCCAGAGUGCUUCCAGGCGGGAUAAUUGAAAGGCGCAGGACAAGUCUCUUCUGGACAGAGCUAAGCGGGCGGGCGCGCGGGCGGCCCGGGUCUGGUGAGCACCUCAAGUCCUUACACUCACACGAACCAGUGUCACACUCUUCAUACACACACACAUACACACUGUCAUCCACUGGUCCCUCUGGCUGGUCCUCAGCGGCCCCCCACGUCCAGAAGGAAGGAGUGGGAGCUGCCCGGAGGAGGAGAAGGAGGAGAAGCCGUUGCUCUCCCCGGGCCGCUCUUUGUGCUCGAAGGGGGCUCACCCCCUUCUAUCCCAGUGUCCCGGGCCCCAUGGAGCCGGCCUGGAAGCCCCGGCCGCUGACGCUGCUGGCCCUCGUCAUGCUACUGGCCGCCAGAGGGACUGCCGAUGUCCUUCUGGAAGACUGCUGUGCAGAUGGGCAUAGACUGGCCACCCAGAAACGUGACUGCUCCGUGCCAUAUGCUUCAGAGUCCAAGGAGUGCAGGAUGGUGCAGGAGCAGUGCUGCCAAAACCAGCUUGAGGAGCUCCACUGUGCCACAGGCAUCAAUGUGGCCCACGAGGGGGACGGCUGUGACUCCCACCAUGACAAUUCCAGCUUGGAGGCCAAGUUCAUUAAGAAAUGCUGCCACUGCUGCCUGCUGGGGAAGGCAGCCCAGGCCCAAGGCCAGAGCUGCGAGUACAACCUGAUGAUCGGCUACCAGUGCGGCCUGGUGUAUCGGGCCUGCUGUGUCAAGGGCCAGGAGGCCUCAGAACUCGCCCCUGGGGAUGUGGCCGCUGCCCCCUCCGACCCCACUAAAAUUCCUGAGGAGGACCUUGUUGACCAAGAAGACCCCUAUCUGCAUGACCGAUGCCGAGGCGGGGGUCCCUGUACUCAGCAGUGUCGAGACACAGGAAGCACCGUCGUUUGCUCCUGCUUUGUGGGCUACCAGCUCCUGCCUGAUGGGGUGUCCUGCGAAGACACCAACGAGUGCAUCACUGGGACGCACAACUGCCGAAUUGGGGAAAUAUGCAUCAAUACGGUGGGGGCAUUUCGCUGCCAAAGAGAGAGCAGCUGUGGCACAGGCUAUGAGCUCAUGGAGGAUAACACUUGCAAAGACAUUGAUGAAUGUGAGAGUGGGAUUCACAACUGCCUACCCAACUUUGUCUGCCAGAAUACGCCAGGAUCUUUUCGCUGCAGACCCAAGCUACAGUGUAGGAGUGGAUUUAUUCAGGAUGCUUUGGGCAACUGUAUCGAUAUCAAUGAAUGUUUAAGUAUCAAUGCUCCAUGUCCUAGUGGUCAGACUUGCAUCAACACUGAGGGCUCCUACACUUGCCAGAAAAAUGUGCCAAAUUGUGGCCGAGGAUACCACCUGAAUGACGAAGGGACAAGAUGUGUAGAUGUGGACGAGUGCUCCCCACCCUCUGAGCCCUGUGGAGCAGGACAUCUCUGCAUCAAUACUCCUGGCAGUUUCCGCUGUGACUGCAAGGCAGGUUAUUAUUUUGAUGGGAUCAGCAGAACAUGUGCAGAUAUCAAUGAAUGUAGACGAUACCCCGGGCGUCUCUGUGGCCACAAGUGUGAAAACACCCCAGGCUCCUAUCACUGCAGCUGUACUGUGGGUUUCAAGCUUUCUUCUGAUGGGAGGUCAUGUGAAGACUUGAAUGAAUGCAGCAGCAGCCCCUGCAGCCAAGAGUGUGCCAAUGUGUAUGGCUCCUACCAGUGUUACUGUCGCCGGGGCUACCAGCUCAGUGAUGUGGAUGGAAUCACAUGUGAAGAUAUCGAUGAGUGUGCUCUGCCCACGGGAGGACAUAUAUGCUCCUAUCGGUGCAUCAAUGUGCCCGGGAGCUUCCAGUGUAACUGCCCAUCAACAGGCUACAGGUUGGCAGCCAAUGGACGAAGCUGUCAAGAUAUCGAUGAGUGUGCUGCAGGGACCCACAACUGCUCCAUCAACGCCACCUGCUUCAACAUUCAGGGCAGCUUCCGCUGUCUCUCCUUUGACUGCCCAGAGAACUAUCGCAGAUCAGGCGACACGAUCCGACAUGAGAAGACGGAUACUGUUCGCUGCAUCAAGUCCUGUCGGCCCAAUGAUGUCACUUGUGUGCUGGACCCUGUCCACACCAUCUCUCAUACAGUGAUCUCACUGCCCACAUUCCGAGAGUUCACUCGUCCUGAAGAGAUCGUCUUCCUUCGGGCCGUCACACCUGCAUAUCCAGCCAACCACGCUGACAUCAUCUUUGACAUCACGGAAGGGAACCUUAGGGACUCCUUUGACAUCAUUAAGCGCUAUCUGGAUGGCAUGACCGUAGGUGUGGUGCGCCAAGUCCGACCCAUCGUGGGCCCCUACUAUGCUACGCUUAAGCUGGAGAUGAACUACGUGGUGGGUGGGAUGGUCUCCCAUCGCAAUGUGGUCAACGUCCACAUUUUUGUUUCCAAAUACUGGUUCUGAGAGUCGGCAAAGCCGCCCAGGAUCAUCCCCACCUCUGUGUAUAAGGCCCAAUAUUUUCUUCCCUUUGUCUGCUCGUCUCUGUCCUGAGGACGACCCGCCCAGAACUGUGCUGGAGAUUAGGAGGAAGGGGCAAGAGAAACCCACCCGGCCAGAGAUGGCCUACAGCCUUGUCACGUCUGCAGAAAGGGCCACCAGGUGUUGGCCGGAAGAGGAGGAUCUUUGGCAGAGAUGAAGUAGAUGACCCUUCAUUCCAUCCUUUCUAGCCACAUGCACGUCCCGACCCAAAGAAACACAGCCAGUGCCUGCGUGUGCAGUAUUCGAUGGUAUUCAAUGCUCCCGGAAUGUUCAGAAGGGAUGAUUGGCUGCCAAAAAGGAACCCUGGUUCAAGACACCAAUCCCUCCCCACUCUGGGGACCCCCCCCCCGUGUAUGUAGCCAAGUUCCUGCGAUAAUGCAAUGAAUGUAUUUUCUGCACCCCUGUUGUCAUUUGUGGUAGAGAUGGGAAAUAAAGAACCCCACAAUCAUGUAUUCACUCA